CAUCCCAACCCGGGAUGAGGUUUCCCCCCCAAAAAACACUUGGGAAAAACUUCCUGCGCGAGGAGAAGGCAUGCCAAAGUGCACUCGGACGCCUUUGAAGUAAGCCAGGGCACGGCAGGGCACGGAAGGCAGGGCAGGGCGCGCGCGGAGGGCUUCGGCUUCUUCCUCCCAUCUUGUCGGAUACUUUUUUGUGGGGCGGCGGGGGGGCUUUUGCAAUUCGUCACCACGGCUUCCAAGGUGGACGUCGCGUUCCCCUCGCUCCCCUUGCAUUUCUUCAAGCGAGAAAUGGAAGAAGGUUCCGGAUCCCCGGUGUCCCCGGCGGACAGCCUGGGCACCAGCGAGGAGGAGGCUGAGCGCCGACGGCCCGGCAAGCAGCGCUGCGCGCGCAAGCGGAGGCCCAGCAAAAAGUCCGGCGGCGGCGGCGGCGGUGAAGACAGCUGCGGCAGCGGCGGCAGCGGCGGCGGAAGCCCGGCGCCCCUGAAGCGCAGCAAGAAGCCCAGCCCCGGCGUCGUCGGCACCCCCGGGAGCCAGUCGUACGAGGAGCUGCAGAACCAGCGGGUGCUGGCCAACGUGCGCGAGCGCCAACGGACGCAGUCGCUCAACGAAGCCUUCGCGUCUCUGCGUAAAAUCAUCCCCACGCUGCCUUCGGACAAGCUGAGCAAGAUCCAGACGCUCAAGUUGGCGUCGCGCUACAUCGACUUCCUGUGUCAGGUGCUGCAGAGCGACGAGAUGGACAACAAGAUGUCCAGCUGCAGCUACGUGGCCCACGAGAGACUCAGCUACGCCUUCUCCGUGUGGAGGAUGGAGGGCGCUUGGUCCAUGUCCACCUCGCAUUAAAGGGAGGGCGCGCGCCGGGUGCGAUGCCAAAGAGACUGUCGUCGAGAGCCAAAGGGACUAUCACGAAGAGCCCGUGGACGUCAUGUGCCGCACUCGCGUGCAUUGAGAAGCGUCACGCGCGCAUGCGUGGCCGCAGCCAGCACGCUGCCUCUGACAGGACGUGACGUGACGUUGUCCGCUUGCUGUCACGUGACAGCAAAAGUCAAAAAGAAGGAUGCAAAUCAAUUUCACUUGGACAUGUGUACAGAAUGAUGUCCAAAGUGCGCCUAUAGCCUGCAAAGGGACGUGAUCCCCGUCAAGUCUUUUUUUGUACAUUUUGCUUAUUUAUUAAAACAUAUUUUUGAAGGAAA
Molecule: messenger RNA, 1187 nt
Organism: Syngnathus typhle (broad-nosed pipefish)
Lineage: Eukaryota; Metazoa; Chordata; Actinopteri; Syngnathiformes; Syngnathidae
Product: twist-related protein 2-like
Exons: 2
Coding region: 286-837 (183 amino acids)
Biological process (GO): developmental process; regulation of transcription by RNA polymerase II
Molecular function (GO): protein dimerization activity; DNA-binding transcription factor activity, RNA polymerase II-specific; RNA polymerase II transcription regulatory region sequence-specific DNA binding
Source: RefSeq, a predicted model, not a curated record